CCAAGGAUCUACGUUUCAUUCGUCUCUGCCUCCUGGCGGAUGAAUCCAUUAUCCUACCACAGCGACGACCUGUGAAAACACUGAACAAUCUCAACAGCUUUGCAACAAUGUUGCCUCUUCAAAAGACAAAACUUCGGUACAGGGUUUGACUAAUGUAAUGGAAAGCGAAAACCAAGAUACAAAGACACCCCCUCAGCACUGGAAGAGUUGCAAGUUGAUCAUUGACCCUGCAUUAACUAAAGGACUAUACAAAGUGUGCCGCUUUGAUGGACAAUAUUUUAACAUACCAGUUGAGGAUUUAGGUCUUUUUCCUGUGGACACAGUCAGAGAUCCCAGAGUCUGCCGCCUGUGGAGUAAAUACAACAAAACUGAUCUGUUGGCUCCUAAAUUUAAGAUUGAUGAGUGGUACGUUGGGCCAGUUCCUCCCAAAGAAGUGACAUUUUGCAGGUUAAAUGAUAACGUGAGGGAAACAUUUCUCUCAAAUAUGUGCCAAAAAUAUGGUAAAGUUGAAGAAGUGGAAAUAUUUUACAAUCUGAAGAACAAGAAGCAUCUGGGAGUUGCAAAGGUCAUCUUUGACACGGUGAGAGCUGCAAAGAACGCUGUGCAGCACCUUCAUGAGACAUCUGUGAUGGGAAAUAUUAUACAUGUGGAAAUUGAUCCUAAAGGUGAGAAAAGGACCAGAUAUCUCCAGCUGCUGUUUAACGGCCUGUAUACUCCCUGGACGUUACCUGUGGGUAGCAGUGAGCGCACUCUUCCGAGCUUAGUGGACACCCUGGUGACCAGCAGAGCCACUCAGCAGUCAGGAACUGCCUCCAGCCCUGCCAGCAUUGCUACACCCCUCUCCCUGGACACGGCCUACUCCAGCAUAUGGCAGGACACUCCUUCCAGCUUUGGCCUAACACCACAAUCUCAGGGAACCCCCCGAACUCCCUGCUUGUCUGCGACUCCUCUCUCCCAGGACUCCUGCUACUCCAGCCUUCAGGCGACUCCUGUCCUCCAGGGGGAGCCUUCCAGCUCUAGUCUUCACAAACAUUUAAGACGAGCGCUUUGUCGUUACGAACCUGCGAGGCAUCACAGGGGAUCUCACCCGGCUUCAAAUGUCAGUCUAAUUUUGAAGAAUUGCCAGCUGCUCCCUCUAAAAUCCCCUUCGAAUCAGAAGCAGUCUGAUAACCAGCAGCUCGCGGUGUGGAGUCACAAUGAGAGGUGCUUUGCCUACAAGGAGCCCCUCUGUAGUCCUGCCUCCCCCUUGCAGGAGUCUGAACACAUAGGUAACUCUUCUUCUGUGACCUCACCUCACAACUCUAAACCUGCCAGCACCCAGAGCAUUAAUUUCACAGCUGACUGUCAAACUAUGGUAAACUUCCCUCACAAUGAGCAGCCGCCAGAGGUGGAGAGUUUAGACUCCCGCAUCGAAAGUUUGCUGAUAAACAGUCACAUUUCUGACAGUUUAUAUUUUGAUGGAAAAACUCCAACGGCUGACGGACACUUUCCAGACAGCCCUUCUUCACCUUGUUGCACUCCCAAGUGUCCUUUCUUAGAUGAUUCACCUUUCGGCUCCCCAUCACUUAGUAAAUCCUUGACCAGCAGCCACCACCGCCCCUGCCACGGGGCAAGGAAGUUCAGUCCAUCAAUGCUCGCUGAAAAUGAAGAGGAUGAAACUUACCGAGCUGCUUUAUUUCUCGAAGCAAACUCCCAGUCUCCCACACCUUCUGAGUUUGACCAUUCUGAAAGCAGAGUUCAUGUUACACACGAGGAACAUACUGACAUAGUUCCAUGGAUUUCAUCCUCAAAGGGACAUUGUUCUGUAGAUACGGAUAUAGAGCACUCACAUACAAGCCACCCUGGAUCUCUACCACCAGUAAAUGACACAUCAUCACUCCCUAAAUCUCCAUCUGCCUCUUCUACCGCUAAUCCCACUGUACCCAGUGUCCCCGUAGCUCCUCUUCCAGUUACAGUCAGAUAUUCACAUCCUUCACAAGCCUCAUUCCCUAUUCCCCCCUUUCCUCCACCUAUUCCUCCUGUCCCUCCUCGCUUACCGAAUGGCACAAUCCCCAUCCCACCUCCGGGCUGGAUGCCACCUCGGGGUAUCCCCAUCCCACCUCCCCCUAUUCCACCUCCUCUUUCCAUUCCUCCCCCACCAACCUUUCUGGUACCUCCUCCACCUCUACCUCGGCCACCACCUGUUCCACCUCCUUUGCCCAUAUACCCUGUACCUUUACAGUCCACGGCAACCUUACUUAGAGGGGACCCUCCAAGGCAUGGGAGUGUACCUUUCCCAUUCCCUCGACCACCCUGGCUCGCCCUGCCUUUUCCCUCUUUUAACCCCUUUGUGCCACCACCAAACUACACUCCUGCACAGGAAAACCGCUACAAGGUAACUGUGGAAAAGGUUUUAGAAAUUCUCAUGGAUGAGCUGAAAUCCAUCAUUAGGAAAGACAUCACGCGAAGAACGAUUGAAGGGGUGGCUUUUAAGGCAUUUGAGGACUGGUGGGACAGUCAAGAGAAGAAAAAGGUCCAAAUGUCUCCUGUGAAAAGUGGAGCACCAGCUGCUGAGGACAGAAGAACACUUAUGAAUCUCCUCAGCCAUAUUAGUGAGAAGGCCAAAAAACCUCCUCUGCCGUCAUUCAGGGUAAAAAGGAAACGAUCAGAGGAAAUAGAAAUCGAGUCAAGUUCUGCCCAUGAAAGCUGUGCUUUAAAGUUGCAGCAAGAGGAUGAUAUGGAGAAAUCUGCUGCAGAGAGAGCCAAACGCAGACACGCUAGACCCUCACAGCUUGACAGUGAUGAUGAAGAGGAAGAAGACCACACACAUAAUAAUAAGCACCACAUGUCAGACCAAGUAGAAGCUAUUGUGCCUCUUCUUGGUGAUUCUCACAUUUUGUCUGACAGAGAUGAUGGAGAUGAUGCUGAUCAGCGAUGUGAAGAAAAGACAUCAGCACAAGAAAUAUUUGAAGGUGAAGAUGCUAUUGCCUGUCAAACUAGUGCUGAGGAACAGUGGGUUGAAAGUGCUGCAGAGAGAUUAUCAGAGAGCAUCGCCUCAGAAGAAAGUAAUUACUCAUGGGACUCGUUUCCCUCAGAGAGCUUUGAUGACUCAUCUUCUGAUCUCAGUUCUCGACACGAGGACAUGGAGGAGGAGGAUGCGGAUGACAGGAGUGAAGAGUGCGUUGUGAUAUCUUCUGAUGAAGACUUAAUGGAACUCGAGCUCAGUGUGACCCCCACAGCUCCUCUAACACCUGGAGCUCAGCUGGAUCUUGACGGGUUAGAGUCAUGUCAUGGGGCUCAAACAGGGGAGAACUAUCCAGCCUGCCUCCAUGGGAACAGUGAUGUGGACUCCAUGGUGGAGCUCCAACACUGUGACUCUCCAGACUUAGAGCUCAUUUCACCGAUAGAAUUAGAGGUGGUGUCAGGCCUUGGUGUCAGUAUGGGAUGCCCCGAAUGGACCCCAGAGUGUGUGGAGAACAUAGACAACCUGAGACCCCUCACGCCCACUGGCAGCUUGGUGGACAGUGACACGGACAAUCUCAUAAAGAGCAAACCAGCAUCUCCAACUCUGGAUGAAGCGGAGAGACCAGCCACACCAGGGAAGGGGAUCAUUGCUGAACUGUUUAAUAUAGAUUCAGAUGAAGCCAAUGAAAUAAUUUCCCUCUCCCCAGCAAGCAGUGAUGUUCUUCUACCUACCUCUGAUUUCCCACCUGCCUCCUACCCAUUGUACGAGGAGAAACCUAAAACUCCUGGAAGGGACGAAACUGGUGUAUGGACUCUUCACAGCUCUAUUAUAGCAACAAAUGGCCAAAGGACAGCAACUUUCCAGGGCAGCACAGUGUUUUCGCCUCUCCACAGCCCCCCAGAUGUUCUACCACUGUCGAGCAAUCCAUAUAUUUCACCUCCAAAAACUCCAGGAAGAGACAUUUUCUUACCUCGAAGAGACAUAGUCCACAAGAGGAAAACAAAAAAAAUUCCCACCUCACUCCCUCUCUUACAUGACAGCCCUCUUAGUGUUUCUCCCCUCCCAAUAUUCUUUCCUUGCAGUCUUUUUGAAUCUUCAUUUGACUCCGCUGAUGGAAACAUCAUAAGCUUAAGUUCAGGUGUGAGAAUGAAACCCUUGCAGGGACUGGAGAAUAUGCCCAGACUUUAUAAUGAGGAGAAACCCUUAUCGAGGCAAAAACUGUGGAGGAGGCUGAAGCGGAGAAAGAGGGCAUCCCUUCGUCAAAGAUUGAUUAAAGGAAUAAAUUGGUCGUGCUCCUUUCAGCAUCAUCUUCUCAGGAGGCGUUCAUCAUGUGAGGAGUAUAAUAUCCUUCAUAACAUCUGGAAGGAAGGUUUGGAUGAAGAAGAUGCCAGACAUCUGCAGAGUACUUAUGAAAGGCUGCUAGAGCAGAACAACGUUGCCUGGUGGCCCAGUGACACUUUCUGGAUACCUCAUCCUCUGACUAAGAUCCCAACAGAGAGCAGUGAAGAAACCCAGUGGCAGCCAGUCCACUGGACAGGCUCUGCUCGCAGUGAAGGUUUCUACAAAAUUAGCAAGAAGGAGAAGAUAAAGUACCUCAUCAACACAAAGCCGCCUGCUGAUCUUCACUCUACGACACCUCAGGGCAUAUGUCUCCCUGUCCAGCAGCCCACAUCACUGCGAUCUGGAUCCGACUUCAGGUCUGAACAGCGCCGCCUGCUGUCCACUUUCAGCUGUGAUAGUGACCUAGUUAAAUUCAACCAGCUUAAGUUUCGUAAGAAGAGGAUUCGUUUCGGUAGGAGUCUGAUCCAUGAGUGGGGCCUGUUUGCCUUGGAGCCUAUAGCAGCAGAUGAGAUGGUGAUUGAAUAUGUUGGACAGCUCAUCAGACAGGUCAUUGCAGACAUGAGGGAGCAGAGAUAUGAGGAGGAGGGCAUCGGAAGCAGCUAUUUAUUUCGUGUUGAUCAGGAUACCAUCAUUGAUGCCACUAAAUGUGGAAACUUAGCUAGGUUCAUCAACCACAGCUGCAAUCCUAACUGUUACGCAAAGAUCAUCACAGUGGAGUCUCAGAAGAAGAUCGUGAUUUACUCACGGCAGCCGAUAAGCGUCAAUGAAGAAAUUACGUAUGACUACAAGUUUCCCAUUGAAGAAACAAAGAUUCCUUGUCUGUGUGGAGCCGACAGCUGCAGAGGAUCCCUGAACUGAUCUUUAAUUAACUUUCCUUACUAUGCAAAAAUCCUCAGUGGCUUGUAAUGCUCUCUCAUUGGUUCAGAAGGGAAAGGAUAUUUGGACCAUGAAUUUGUCUGCAGGCUUGGAAACGGUCAUCUAAAGAAAAUGUAUCGUGUAAAAUCUGGUACAAUACAUCAUAUAAUCCCUUAAAAACUAGGAUCAAGAACCAAAUAUCUUUUUAAAUGUAUUUAUUUAUAACAGGAUGGACCUGGAAAUACAUUUUAGACUAAUAACAUUAAAAUGUCUUUUAACCUAAGAGUCCAGAUGAUAGUUCAAUGUUUUCAUUUAUGAGAGCUUUAAUGGUGUUUGGCUUGAGUCAAGCCUGUAAACAAUUUAUAGCAGAGAAAUUCACAUUAGGACCUUGAACUUCUUCUUUUUAAAGUUAAUACAAAUUUGGGAGGUUUGCCAAGUGGGAAUUUGAAUUAUACCAAAAAUGUAUAAUAAAACCAAAAGACACUCAUUAAUUGUAAGAAGGAAAAAAAGAAGUACCUAAGUGCUCCUAAGUAAAUCUAUUAUCAGAGAAUGAAAGCAGUAAAUCACCUGAGCAGAUUGUACUAUUUGUAAUGAAUAAAUCUUGAGUUUUUAAAGUUGUAAAGAGAAUAAAUGGGUGGAUUCAAA
Girardinichthys multiradiatus is the source of this 5785-nucleotide messenger RNA. RefSeq names its product histone-lysine N-methyltransferase SETD1B-A-like. Lineage: Eukaryota; Metazoa; Chordata; Actinopteri; Cyprinodontiformes; Goodeidae. Gene Ontology annotation, cellular component: Set1C/COMPASS complex. The record is from RefSeq and is a predicted model, not a curated record. Gene Ontology annotation, molecular function: RNA binding; histone H3K4 methyltransferase activity; protein binding. The coding region runs from base 158 to 5143 and encodes 1661 amino acids. The transcript has 18 exons.